Sphaeramia orbicularis (orbiculate cardinalfish) is the source of this 1183-nucleotide messenger RNA. RefSeq names its product disks large homolog 1-like. Gene Ontology annotation, molecular function: protein binding. Lineage: Eukaryota; Metazoa; Chordata; Actinopteri; Kurtiformes; Apogonidae. The coding region runs from base 770 to 1183 and encodes 137 amino acids. The record is from RefSeq and is a predicted model, not a curated record. The transcript has 3 exons.
CCAACAUUUCCAGCUCUGUGUGUGAGACGCCAUUUUGCAGGAAAGUUUGGAAUUUGUGGACCUGAGGAGGAGGAGGAGGAGAAGGAGGAGGAGAAGGAGUGAAAAAAGAGGAAGAAGCAGAGAAAGAGAGGAGGGAUUUCCACGGACAGAAGUUUGACACGAACGCACAACGCAGCCCGUGUGUCUGCGGGGGGAGAACACUCCGAGGGGGGCAAGUGUGCGGACCAGUGCCGGGAUAAGUUGGCACGGCUUCGGGUGCCACCAGGCUGGACUUGGAAGUUUUUUUAUUUUUUAGGAGUAUCCGCUGGAGCUCCGGGGCCGGGCGGUGCGGGCCGUGUCUUCCGCGUCCCAGUCGCUCGGAGCCGCCUCUCCACUUUUCCAGCCCGGGUCUCCGCGGCGGUCAGCGGUCACCCCGCGCGCUGCACGCCGGGGCACGGAGCCUCUGCGGCGCGGAAGCGCGGCUCGGACGCUCGGUGGCAGCUGGAGCUCCGCGGUGGCCCGUGCGGGUGUAGUUUGACCCGGGACCGGUCCGUGUGUCCGUUCAGUAGUUUAUCUCGGGAGACUCGGGGCUGUUCGUGUCAGUUUCACCCGGACUCGGAGUUUGUUUUGUCGGAGGGGAACUUGGUGUCGUCGUGGACGGAUUUUCUCCGACUUGGAGCCGUGACAGCGGGCUUUAACUGGAGGAAUACCCACCCGAACCCGUCCUGUGAGGGGGGUGUAUGCGGCCAGAGGAGAAGUAGCUCCGUUCCAAGCCGAGCCAGACCCAACCAUGCCAGUCAGAAAGAAAGAUGCCCAGCGGGCCCUGCUGCUGUUGGAGGAGUACCGGGCCAAGCUGAACCACACCGAGGACCGGCAGCUGCGACACUCCAUCCAGAGGGUCAUCGACAUCUUCCAGAGCAACCUGUUCCAGGCCCUCAUAGAUAUCCAGGAAUUUUACGAAGUGACCUUAUUGGACAGUCAGAGGUGGGUGGAGUCUUCCAAGGGGGCGGACCCCAUGGCACCCGUCAACCUGUGGGAUUUCUCCAGCCUUCAAAGCACAACGGUGACCUCGGACACUCUGCCCAGCCUUAGCACCAGCAUCGAGGUAAGACCCAGCCCAAACCUGGGCCACAUACAGGUCCACAUCCAGGCUAAAACCUGGGCCACAUACAGGUCCACAUCCAGACUAAAACCUGGUCUAUAG